Molecule: messenger RNA, 5761 nt
Organism: Micropterus dolomieu (smallmouth bass)
Lineage: Eukaryota; Metazoa; Chordata; Actinopteri; Centrarchiformes; Centrarchidae
Gene: hook3
Product: hook microtubule-tethering protein 3
Exons: 25
Coding region: 134-2308 (724 amino acids)
Biological process (GO): cytoskeleton-dependent intracellular transport; cytoplasmic microtubule organization
Cellular component (GO): centrosome; cytoplasm
Molecular function (GO): dynein light intermediate chain binding; microtubule binding
Source: RefSeq, a predicted model, not a curated record
GAAGAAGCGAGCCCGACUAUUGGCCGACCGGGAGGCACCCAGAGAGCGAGAGACUCGGGAGUAACGUUACAUGAAGCCGACUGUUAACUUCAGGCUCUGUUCACCACACAAAGUCGGUCCACGUUAGUUAACGAUGAGUACAUCAGAGUGCUUGGAUCGAAUGGAACUGUGUGAAAGCCUCUUGACAUGGGUCCAGACAUUUGGAGUAGAGGCUCCGUGCAAGACUGUAGAAGACUUGACGAGUGGUAUCGUCAUGGCCCAAGCUCUGCAGAAAAUAGAUGUAGUGUAUUUCAAUGACGCUUGGAUUAGCAGAAUCAAGCCAGAGGUUGGGGACAACUGGAGGUUAAAAGUCAGCAAUCUAAAGAAAAUUCUGAAAGGCAUCCUGGACUAUAACCAAGAGAUCCUAGGUCAGCACAUCAAUGACUUCACACUACCAGAUGUUAACCUUAUUGGAGAACACUCUGACGCAGCUGAACUUGGGAGGAUGCUACAGCUUAUACUGGGCUGUGCGGUCAACUGUGAACAGAAACAAGAAUACAUCCAGACCAUAAUGAUGAUGGAGGAGUCCGUGCAGCAUGUUGUCAUGACAGCGAUCCAAGAGCUGAUGAGUAAAGAGACUCCAGUGGCAGGAGGAAAUGACUCGUAUGUGGAUCUAGACAGACAGCUUAAGAAGACAGCAGAGGAGCUGAAUGAUGCUUUGGCUACCAAGGAAGAGAUCUCCCAGAGGUGUCGUGAGCUUGACAUGCAGGUGGCAGCGCUGCAAGAGGAGAAGAGCAGUUUGCUUGCAGAAAACCAGGUCCUGAUGGAGAGACUUAACCAGUCUGACUCCAUAGAGGAUAUAAACAGCCCCGCCGGACGCAGACACCUCCAGCUGCAGACACAGCUGGAACAACUACAGGAAGAAACUUUCAGGUUGGAGGCAGCAAAAGAUGACUACCGGAUCCGUUGUGAAGAGCUUGAAAAAGAACUCUUGGAUGUAAAGUCACAGAAUGAAGAGCUCACGUCACUGGCUGAUGAAGCCCAGUCUCUCAAGGAUGAGAUGGAUGUCCUCCGGCAUUCAUCAGACAAAGUGUCAAAGCUCGAGGGCACAGUGGAACACUACAAGAAGAAACUGGAGGACAUGGGACUUCUCAGGAGACAGAAUAAGCUUAUGGAGGAGAAGAACACAGUGUUAAUGCAGACCAACGUCGGUUUGGAAGAAGAGCUACGAAAGGCGAAUGCUGCCAAGGGCCAGCUGGAGACAUACAAGAGACAGGUCGUUGAACUUCAGAACAGACUGUCAGAAGAGUCUAAGAAGGCCGACAAGAUGGAGUUUGAGUACAAACGCGUCAAAGAAAAAGUAGACUCACUACAAAAAGAGAAGGACCGUAUGCGGACAGAGAGAGACUCUCUGAAAGAGACUAUUGAGGAACUACAUUGUGUCCAAGCCCAGGAGGGACAGCUUACAUCGGGUUUGUUCCCAAUGGCUAGCAAUGACGGUUCCGAUUCGCUGGCUGCUGAGAUCACCACCCCAGAGAUUCGAGAGCACCUGAUUCGUCUUCAGCACGAGAACAAGAUGCUGAAGCUGGCCCAGGAGGGGUCGGACAAUGAGAAGAUCGCACUGUUGCAGAGUCUACUGGAGGAUGCUAACAGAAGAAAGAAUGAACUGGAGACAGAGAACAGGUUAAUCAAUCAGCGCCUGAUGGAGGAACAGAGUCAGGUAGAGGAGCUGCAGAAGUCUCUUCAAGAACAGGGUUCCAAAGCAGAUGAUUCUUCCAUUCUGAAGAAGAAAUAUGAGGAGCACAUGGAGAAACUACGAGAGUUGAACAACGAGUUACUGAAGAAGAACUCCUUUAUUGACGAAAUGGAGCCUAAAUACAACGCCAGCUCCCAACGUGUGGACGAGCUGGAAGAGGCCUUGAAGAAGAAAGACGAAGAAAUGAAACAGAUGGAGGAGAGAUAUAAGAAAUACCUGGAAAAGGCCAAGAGUGUAAUCCGGACGCUGGACCCCAAGCAGAACCAGGGUUCAGGUCCAGAGGUCCAGGCCCUGAAGAACCAGCUGCAGGAGAAGGAGAGGAUGUUGCACUCAUUAGAGAAAGAGAUGGACAAGACAAAAGGACAGAGAGAUUACGAGGAGAAACUGAUUGUGUCAGCCUGGUACAAUAUGGGUAUGUCUAUGCAGAAGAGGGCGGCUGAAGACAGACUUGCCAACACCGGCUCGGGUCAGUCCUUUCUGGCCCGGCAGAGACAAGCCACCAGCACACGCCGCUCCUAUCCAGGCCACGUCCAGCCAGCUACCGCAAGAUCCAUGAGCAAUGUCACUGCAUGACUGGCUCGCCAAUGAACUGGCCUGUCUUUGGCCUAAGCUGGCUCCCCUGGGCUAGGCUGGGGCACGCGAUGCAUGAACUACCUGCCUGCCUACUGUUUGCAUGACUUUACAUUGACUCAAGCCUGCAAAUAACCCAGCGCAGCAGCAGCACCAGCACCAGCAUGAGCACUAACAACCUUCUGCAGUGUCAUGCAUUGUUACCUCCAGACAAGCCUGAUGAGGGAUGGGGUCAGAAAAUAAACCCCUCACCUUCAUUCCCCCAAUUAAAACCCUUUCCACCCUCUCACCUCCUUAUUCCUCGUGUUCUCCUGCAUCUCUCCAUCUCUCCUCCCCCCAGCCCUCACUCUCCCUGGACAUACCUGCUUGUGCUUUCCACCACCGCAUCAAGUCUAUUACAAUUCAACCUAUGUCACAAACACCUCGGACAGGGGCAGAAUAUCGCAGCAUAGUCUGUCAAUCAAAUAGUUGAUCCAUUAAUAGGCCUUUUCUGUAGUGCUUGUGUGUAACUUGACAUUGGCUGGCUGCUUCAGGAUACCUCAAUGACAUAUUUUCACAUAUCUGUUUUUUUUAUUUGCUUGGUUUGAGGAAAGUUGAAAUCAAGUCAUGUGAGAGAAAUAUUUGAGAGGUGCAAAUCAGUCUGCAUAACAAGAUAUAGGAGUCCGCUCCCGCUUUAAACUUCUGAGUGUGUACCGGUUCUGCCCAGCCUCUUCUCGACAUGUUACUAGAUGGCAUUUUAGAAGUGGCUUUACCUCAAGUAUUAGUGAGUACAACAAGUUUUGAACUGAAGGAGAGCUUAUGGGACAUUACCGUGUUGCCCUGUAGGCUUUUGGACAGUUUGCAGUAGCAGCAUAGGAUGCAAAAUAACUGUUUUAAAAUGAAUAACAUUGUUUCUGAUAUACUUUUAUACAGGAUAAAAGCCUCAUUAAGCCUACAUGCAAUUUUACUUUAUCGAGCGUCUCGAUAAAAUGCACAUUCAGUUCACAUUUAUUGUAUAUAGCGUUUCUGAUUUUGGCUAAAUUGUAGUUGACCACUUUGUUAUUUAUCUAAGUAAGAAUAACCCGGUCUAAUUGAGCCCAAAGCAAGAAGCUCCACUCACAGUGCAUUUUUUUCACACAUUUAAUACAUUUCACCAGCAAAUGUGAAGGCUAAUUUGAUUAAUUGCCUGAAAAAAUAUUAAUAGUGAUAUGAAACUGUGCAUUAGCUCAUGUAGGCUAAUGUACAGUACAUUCAUUUGGUUGAAUUAAAAGGUAGCCUUUUUUUAAUUAAUGUCCUAAAGUUUUAUUUCCAGAGCUUAUUAAAAUGAUGUCAAAGUGUGAAGAAGACUGGAAGUUAAGGACCUAAGGAUAAAUGCAUAUUAUAGGCAUAAGUGCAUGUAUUAUUUUAAACGAGAGAUGGUUGAAUCCUCCAGUUUAGUGCCUUUGUUUAAAAUGUGAGAUUUAAAAACAAAAACAAGACUGGCUGGUCUUUUUAGGAUGUAAGGCAGCAAGGCAAUGCCGCCUUUUAAGACCAGUUUUAUUGUGUUAUUUGAAAAGAGAGGAAAAAAAGUCUGAGAUGAACUUUAAUCUCAUCCACGUGAUAAAUUUCUUGACAAAACAACUGUUUAGUUUAAGUUGGCUUAAUGAGGGCUUUUCUUCUGCUUUUAACCUAUUUUACCCAUGAUUGUUAUAUUGUGUAAGCUUCAUGUUAAUUCAUGCAGUGCAUUUUUAUCUUAAUGGCUUAUUUAUUCUUUUGCCGCUUGUACAGCUGUUACAUUUUUUUAAUAUUAGUAGUAUUAUCAUAUCACCACUUAUACUGUUACAAUGGAUGUGAAAUUUCCAUAUGACAUCAACAUACUGUUACAUACUCGUCUUAUGCAACAAAAGGAGGAGAUGGUUUGAUACAGUGUUUAUCUAAUGAAAAUGACAGAGGUUAUUAUAUUAACUGUGUCGACACUGAUCAGUGUAAAACGGAGAAAAUAGUGCAAGGCUGCAUUUACCUCCAGUCUUUUCAGGAAGAGGACUUUCUCUGAAAUGUGCUAUGAAACUUGUCAUGUUUGAAACUGAAUGUUUUCUCAUUAACAAAAAGCACAUUUUACACUUUUAAUUCACUGAGUUGUUGGUGAAUUUACUGUGACCCUACAGAUGAUCAUAUUUUCCAGUGUUUUAGCUACGGCAACAAAGACCAGGGCCAUGUUUGUGGAAAAGGCUCAUUAGCUGUAUGCAUGUGUAAUUGCAUUAAAAUGAAGUUAGCUCAGAUGUUUGGUUAACGUAUCUUGACUAAACAAGGACCAAUCAGAUCAUACAUUGGGCAUCUAGAAGUGAGCAGUGAAAUUACAUUUACAGUAUAAAUUCCUUCGCAAAGAAAAGAGGUGACAUGUUUUCUCCAGUUCUCUACUUGUCUCAGACCAAAUCUGUGUUUUGUAAACCACAUGCCGUGAAUAUCCACAGUUUGAGCUGUAAGUUAUAUUACACACAACUCUUUUAACCGUCCAUCCCCAUUUGGUUUGGUAAUAAAUCUGUAUAUAAUUGAACACAUCCACAUUGUGGUUGACCUGUUUAAAGUUAUAUCAGGGAUGUUGGUGAAACAUUUCUUUGUUAUUUGGUAUCACCCUAAGAGAAAGCAAGAUUAUGUUAUCCCCUUUUAUCCCCCAUCAAGACAGCCACUGUAUUUUGUUGCUUAUAUGUGUUUGUGUAUAUACUUAUUAUUAUGGGCAUAUAAUGAGACACUGGGGGAAAUAUUAUCCCAAGGGAGUUACAGUAAUAGAACCAGAGAGACUCAUGUCAGAAGCCAGCUUGUUUGGGCCAUUUUCAACCACAUUGACCUUUUAUUGAUGCUAAUUUCGUCUCAAUAAAGACGGAAAGGUGACAUCUUGAUGUACUGUUCAAGCUAUAACCCAAAAUGUUUCCUUAAUAUUUGUGUUUGAGAACAAAAUACUGUAUGGUGAUUGCAGAAAUCUUUACAAAACAUAAUGUAAAGUAUUACUUACAUGCCUAAGCUAAACUGAGUACCCCGUGUUCCCUAGUGUUACUUGACUGCUAAUUGCACUGUGGGUCAGUCAAAAGUGUAACAGAGAUGAAACAAACAACAUGAGGCUGUUAACUGGUCACUACGUGUGCAGUGUUUGCUGUAUUUUUUUACUCAUUGGCAUUUCUUUACAUGUUGAAGUAGCAAAUAACCUUCCAUUUGCCAAGUUUUAUAUUGCUUAUAUGCAAACACACUAUGUACAUACUUCAUGUGACCAUGGUAGUGGAGUUUUCUGGCCAUUUGAGAAUUAGAAAAUAAAACUCAUGUCUACUUAGAUGGAUUUCAUAUAGCAUCUAUCCAGUGAGGACCUAUUGAUUAAGAUGUGCUUCCUACACUGCAAAACUUGGACAUGACAUUGUAAAUAAAGCUUGUAUAAAACAGGCUGCUUCUGUUUUUAAAUUUUUACAUAACAUGACCAAUAAAAAUAUUCUCAUGCUAUCAGAUACCGUA